Oreochromis aureus is the source of this 2826-nucleotide messenger RNA. It is a transcript of the gene grik2, whose product is annotated as glutamate receptor, ionotropic, kainate 2. The record is from RefSeq and is a predicted model, not a curated record. Lineage: Eukaryota; Metazoa; Chordata; Actinopteri; Cichliformes; Cichlidae. Gene Ontology annotation, cellular component: kainate selective glutamate receptor complex; plasma membrane; postsynaptic membrane. Gene Ontology annotation, molecular function: transmitter-gated monoatomic ion channel activity involved in regulation of postsynaptic membrane potential; kainate selective glutamate receptor activity. Gene Ontology annotation, biological process: synaptic transmission, glutamatergic; modulation of chemical synaptic transmission; monoatomic ion transport. The transcript has 17 exons.
AUGUUCUCGGAGCUCGUCAUGCUACACUUCCUGUUCUGCAGCACUGAUACUCUGAUGCUGAUCACCAUCAAACUGUCAGCAGCUGAGGUGCAGAGAGUGGGGGGGAUAUUUGAGUCCAUUGAAAGCGGCCCAUCAGGUGCGGAGGAACUCGCCUUUAAGUUUGCUUUAAACACAAUCAACAGAAACAGAACUCUGCUUCCAAACACCACACUCACCUAUGACAUCCAAAGGAUAAACAUCUAUGACAGUUUCGAAGCCUCCAGGAAAGCCUGUGACCAGCUUUCUCUUGGGGUAGCAGCGAUUUUCGGUCCCUCUCACAGUUCCUCUGCUAAUGCUGUCCAGUCUAUUUGUAAUGCCCUUGGGGUUCCACACAUCCAGACCAAAUGGAAGCAUCAGGUAUCAGACAACAGAGAUGUCUUCUACGUGAGCCUUUAUCCAGACUUCUCCUCCCUCAGCCGGGCUAUCCUGGACUUGGUCCACUUCUUCAAAUGGAAGACGGUGACGGUGGUUUAUGAUGACAGCACUGGUCUGAUUCGUUUGCAAGAGCUUAUAAAGGCGCCUUCACGAUACAACAUCCGGUUAAAGAUCCGGCAGUUGCCUGCAGAAACCAAGGAUGCAAAGCCACUCUUAAAGGAGAUGAAAAGGGGGAAGGAGUUUCAUAUUAUCUUUGACUGUGGCCAUGAAAUGGCUGCUGGGAUACUGAAGCAGGCUCUUGCCAUGGGGAUGAUGACAGAGUACUAUCACUAUAUAUUUACCACACUGGAUCUGUUUGCACUGGACGUGGAACCUUACCGAUACAGUGGUGUAAACAUGACGGGUUUCAGGAUACUCAACACCGAGAACAGCCAGGUGGCUUCUAUCAUUGAGAAGUGGUCCAUGGAGCGACUGCAGGCUCCACCGAAACCUGACUCUGGAUUACUGGACGGCUUCAUGACUACGGAUGCUGCACUGAUGUAUGAUGCUGUGCACGUGGUGGCCGUUGCUGUGCAGCAGUCUCAGCAGAUCACUGUCAGCUCAUUACAGUGCAACCGACACAAGCCAUGGCGUUUUGGAAACCGCUUCAUGGCCCUCAUCAAAGAGGCUCACUGGGAUGGCUUGACGGGGAGAAUCACUUUCAACCGGACCAAUGGCCUGAGAACAGACUUUGACCUUGAUGUAAUCAGUCUGAAGGAAGAGGGGCUUGAAAAGAUUGGUACCUGGGACCCUCCGAGUGGCCUAAACAUGACAGACAACCAGAAAGGGAAGACAACUAAUGUCUCUGACUCCUUGUCCAAUCGAUCCCUGGUAGUGUCUACUAUACUGGAAGAACCAUACGUAAUGUUCAAGAAGUCUGACAAACCGCUGUAUGGAAACGACCGCUUUGAGGGCUACUGCAUUGAUCUACUCAGAGAGCUGGCCAACAUCCUAGGCUUUACUUUCGAGGUCCGCCUGGUGGAAGAUGGAAAAUAUGGUGUCCAGGAUGAGAACACAGGCCAGUGGAAUGGCAUGGUCAAGGAGCUGAUGGACCAUAAAGCUGAUCUUGCAGUGGCUCCCCUCACCAUCACAUAUGUGCGCGAGAAGGUUAUCGACUUCUCCAAGCCCUUCAUGACGCUGGGUAUAAGUAUACUGUACCGCAAGCCCAACGGGACCAACCCUGGGGUCUUCUCCUUCCUCAACCCCCUCUCACCUGAUAUCUGGAUGUAUAUUCUGCUGGCUUACUUGGGUGUCAGUUGUGUGCUGUUUGUCAUAGCCAGGUUUAGUCCCUACGAGUGGUAUAACCCCCACCCUUGCAACCCUGACUCGGAUGUAGUGGAAAACAAUUUCACCCUGCUUAAUAGUUUCUGGUUCGGAGUUGGAGCUCUCAUGCAGCAAGGAUCUGAGCUCAUGCCGAAAGCCCUCUCCACCAGAAUUGUAGGAGGAAUCUGGUGGUUUUUCACACUCAUCAUUAUCUCCUCCUACACGGCAAACCUAGCAGCCUUCCUAACUGUGGAGCGGAUGGAGUCGCCUAUCGACUCUGCUGAUGAUCUGGCCAAGCAGACAAAGAUAGAAUAUGGAGUGGUAGAGGACGGCGCAACCAUGACCUUCUUCAAGAAAACCAAGAUCUCCACAUAUGAUAAAAUGUGGGAGUUUAUGAGCAGUCGGCGGCACACUGUGAUGGUGAACAAUGUUGAGGAAGGCAUUCACCGUGUGCUCACCUCGGACUACGCAUUCCUCAUGGAAUCCACCACCAUCGAAUUUGUCACGCAGCGCAACUGCAACCUCACACAGAUUGGAGGCCUCAUUGACUCAAAAGCCUAUGGGGUCGGGACCCCAAUGGGCUCUCCGUACAGAGAUAAGAUCACUAUUGCCAUUCUCCAGCUUCAGGAGGAAGGGAAGCUACACAUGAUGAAGGAGAAGUGGUGGAGAGGAAAUGGUUGUCCAGAGGAGGAAAGUAAGGAGGCCAGUGCCCUUGGGGUACAGAACAUCGGUGGGAUCUUCAUCAUCCUGGCAGCCGGACUUGUUCUUUCUGUCUUUGUGGCCAUGGGAGAGUUCCUCUACAAGUCCAAACAGAACGCACAACUUGAAAAGAGGUCUUUCUGCAGUGCCAUGGUGGAAGAACUGCGAGUCUCCCUCAAGUGCCAGCGCCGACUCAAACACAAGCCCCAGCGACCCAUAAUGGUGAAAACAGAAGAGGUUAUCAACAUGCACACCUUCAACGACCGAAGACUGCCAGGCAAAGAGACCAUGGCCUAAAAUGGGAAUCUCAGUCACUCUCUUACCGUUUUUCUGAAACUACUCUAUGAAGGUGGAGUAACUGGUUUCCAACAUCCCAUGCUCCCUUUGAUUCGACCAGCCUUUAAACCAUAG